AUGGCAACUUCGAAGCUUCAAGCUCUAUGGAAUCAUCAUGCUGGACCUAAAACAAUUCAUUUUUGGGCGCCGACGUUCAAAUGGGGUAUAAGCAUUGCCAACAUUGCAGAGUUUCAGAAACCUCUAGAGACACUCUCAUACUCUCAACAAAUAGUGAUCACAGGCACUGGACUUAUUUGGUCACAUUACAGUUCUAUAAUCACUCCAAACUGGAAUCUCUUUAGUGUUAGUCUUGGUAUGGCGGCGACAGGCAUAUACCAACUUACUCGUAAAAUAAAGUAA
This is a messenger RNA of Camelina sativa (false flax), 282 nucleotides long. NCBI's taxonomy places the organism in Eukaryota, Viridiplantae, Streptophyta, Magnoliopsida, Brassicales, Brassicaceae. The record is from RefSeq and is a predicted model, not a curated record.